UUCUCCUGGAUUCUAUGCGUCGUCGUCGCCUCGGCACCUCUCGCGCCCGCAGCUCCCGCGCACGCACUCGCUUCCCGCGUGUGCCUCUAUGUCCGUCAAGAUUCUCCCGCGCUCGCAACUGCCGCACUUGCUCCCCCCUCCCGCGCGAGCGCGCAACUAGCGUGAUUAAGAGACUGUAUCCCGGCCGUGGAGUUCCUAAAUCACACCUCUCUCCAAAUCCCCUCCUGACCUGUUCUUCUUCUGUGGAUUUCCCUUGAUUUCCAUGAGCUAAUAUCCCAAAUCCCCAAUCUCUGAGCCAAUGAAUCCCCGAGCAAGGAAUCUCAGUUCGAGUUUCAUGCAAAGCGCUGGUGAUCCGACCGCUAAUGAUGAUGUAACACCUUCUUUGGUCGUCGGUGUUCAUGUCCCCCAUGGUGGUCACGUGGCUGGUGUUCCUUCAUGGUGGUCAACAUCAUAUCUUGGGGCCUCCUCUAGACAAGAUUCAUCUAGGGUAAACCUACCUAGUGGUUUUUUGCAGUUAAACCAACCAAUUGACCAACAAAAUGAAAAUCAUAGUCCAGAAAAUUUCUAUUUUGUUGGCAGUACACCAAUGACAAAAACAAUUUCUCCAACUCCAAGUUCUAGAAGAACCCCGUCAAGUGGAAGCAAUGCAAAAAACAAAGAAACAAUUGAUGUUGAUGCAAAUGAUGCUCGGACUGAGAAACGUUUGAACUGGACAAAGGAAGAAGAUGUUAGAUUGGCUUCUGCUUGGAUGCAUAACUCAAAGGACCCGGUUGAUGGAAACGACAGGAAGUCUGAUCAAUAUUGGGCAGAUGUUACUAUUGAUUACAACAAAACCACAGAGACUUGCCGUAAGAGAAAUCAGAAUCAGUUGAAAAUCCGUUGGGAUCGUGUUAAGAAACUAGUUAGUGAGUUCCAUGGUUGCUGGGUAAAAACAAAUAAAGUAUAUAGAAGUGGGGUGAGUGACGACCAAUUAAUGGAAAUUGCUGAGAAGAUGUAUGCUUCUGAUCAUUGUGACAAGGAUUUCAUGUUGAAGCAUAUAUGGAAGGUUGUGAGAGGUGAAAGAAAGUGGUCUGCAUAUGUCAAAAAAAUAGAACAUGAAAAAGAUAAGAACAAGGGUACAACUAAUAGGCCAGCUGAAGUGGUGAAUUCAGAAGAUAAUCCUAACAUUCGUCCUAUUGGACAUAAGAGGGCUAAGGAUGAGCACUAUGGAAAAAAGAAGACACCUGAAACCUAUUCAGCUAUUAGUGACAAGCUAGACAAGUUCAUUGAAGUAAGCACAAUGGCUAGAAAGGACCAUGAGAAGAUGUCGGAGACACAACAGAACUUAGCAAAUAGUAAGGUGGAAGCUGCGCGGUUGAAUGAUAAAGCAGCAGAAAAACAACUUAAGUGCAAAAUGCUGGACACUUAUAGAGAGCUACUAUUAGCUCCGAUAAACAACAUGAAUGCUAAUGCUUUGGCUGAAAGGGAAAAAACAUUGGAGAGUAUGAGGUUGGCCUUAUUUGCUUCAGAUAAUUAAGAUGAUGCUGUGCACCAUGAUGGCUUCUGGAGGACUUGUGAACCUACGUGAGAUGACGUUGUGCUGAAGCUGUGAACGCUGCAGGACUUGAGAUGAUCCUGAUGCCAUAUCUUAUUAUAUAUCAUGAACUUUUGUUAUUUUGUUGCAAACUAUAUGCGUAGCCUGCUACCUUUUAUUUUCUGGAUUGGUAUGAUUAAUAUAUAGAGAAACUGCAUGUGCAGUCCAGGCGAUGAAUCGUAUUCCUAUAUGUUUUUUGUUGCAAGAUGUUUCAUCUGAUCUGCAGAAAUAAAUUAGGCUAUAUAGUUG
This is a messenger RNA of Oryza brachyantha (malo sina), 1822 nucleotides long. RefSeq names its product glutathione S-transferase T3-like. The coding region runs from base 299 to 1516 and encodes 405 amino acids. The transcript has 4 exons. The record is from RefSeq and is a predicted model, not a curated record. Lineage: Eukaryota; Viridiplantae; Streptophyta; Magnoliopsida; Poales; Poaceae.